Messenger RNA from Wasmannia auropunctata (little fire ant), 621 nucleotides. RefSeq lists its product as uncharacterized. Bases 1 to 621 code for a protein of 206 amino acids. NCBI's taxonomy places the organism in Eukaryota, Metazoa, Arthropoda, Insecta, Hymenoptera, Formicidae. The transcript is spliced from 3 exons. The record is from RefSeq and is a predicted model, not a curated record.
AUGAAGAAGGAGAAGCAUGUCAAUCUACUGUACGUGGAGAAAGAUGGUGUGGGACAUUUCACAUGGAUCAAGAAUUUGUCCCGCCUCGUGAGCUCGCAACUGAACAAAAACGCGCACAAGAAAUACAUUUGCGAUAGGUGUCUACAUUAUUUCAGUUUGAGCGAAAAGUUGGAGGUCCACACCAUAGACUGUGGGGAGAUGAACGAAUGCGCGAUCAGGAGGAAUGGUCUCGACAGGAGUAGGUUCGGGACCGGACUGGUAGCCGUCGCUCCGCGGCGGCGGCUUAUAUACCCCCGCCGAUGGGCUUCGGCGGGGGCUGCGGAGAGGGGUCGCUCUCCCGUAACACGCUCGGCGCGCGUGUUAGUCGGAGUUGUGGCGCUGAGCGCCAGGGGCGGCUGGUCGGCCCCUUGUGGUGACGAGGCGGGGGCGUAUCGUCACAAGUUAGAGUAUAUACCGAAAGUUGUUUUGCUGCGAGAGUUUCCAAACUGUAUAAGUCAAUUGUGGGACAGAUUACCCGAGCAUAUAAAAGCUGAUUCGGAGGUUCAACAGUAUCAUCGGUGUCUGAAACAUUACAAUCAACCGAGCAGCAGACACAUAUUGACAGUCCUGCACCGUUUGUAA